CUGGACAGAAACAAACAGGCAGGCAGGCGAGGUGAGAGGUUAGCAGUCUAACCGAGUCCUUCCUGCUAGCUGGCUUAGAGCUGAGAUCUGGGAUAGGGAAGGUCCCAUUUAGGCGCUGGCACAUUUCAUCCCUCUUAGUUUGCUCUGCGGGAAUUCGGCAGAAGGACAGGAAGAGGAGACGGGGUUCCACAGCGAGUGCAGUUUUCAUUCUUAAGAACUGGAGGUAGUUUAGAGCUUUAUAUCCGGGAGGAGCCUGUGUCACCACACUGCUCUGCAGGAGGACUGGGCGCCCGCUCUGCCUAUCGCUUCUCACCCGCAGCUGCACGGCUACUUCAAUGCUCCGCAGAUCGCGGGCUGCUGCUCUUUCAAAGGCGCCGGAGGACCAGGGGCGCCUCGUGGCACCGCUGACUCGGCCGCGCGCAGAAGCCUGAACCGCGCGCCCUUGGGCACCAACGCUGGUGCGCCCAGCGCGUCCCUGUGCGCUUCAGCCAGCUUUGGGCCCACAAAGGACAGCUUGGGCCAGGAUGGCCCCCGGACAGCUGGUGGCUGGGAUCUUGCUGCUGGCGGCGGCGGGCCUCGGAGGGGCUGCGGAGGGGCCCGGGCUUGCCUUCAGCGAAGACGUGGUGAGCGUGUUCGGUGCGAAUCGGAGCCUGUCGGCGGCGCAGCUCGGGCACCUGCUUCAGCAGCUGGGAGCCGCCACCGCGGAGGGCGCCCCGCAGCUCGCGCAGCUGCACUUCAACCAGUGUUUGUCAGCUGAAGAGAUCUUUUCCCUUCAUGGCUUUUCAAAUGUUACCCAGAUAACCAGCUCAAACCUCUCUGUCAUCUGCCCUGCGGUCCUGCAGCAACUGAACUUUCACCCUUGUGGCCAGCGGUCCAAGCACCAAAGCAAACCAACUCUUUCCGAAGUUUGGGGAUAUGGAUUCCUGUCAGUGACAAUUAUUAAUCUGGCAUCUCUCCUCGGAUUGAUUUUGACUCCAUUGAUAAAGAAAUCUUACUUCCCCAAGAUUUUGACCUAUUUUGUGGGGCUGGCUAUUGGGACUCUAUUUUCAAAUGCAAUCUUCCAACUGAUUCCAGAGGCAUUUGGAUUUAAUCCCAAAGUUGACAACUAUGUUGAAAAGGCAGUUGCUGUGUUUGGUGGCUUUUAUCUACUUUUCUUUUUUGAAAGAGUACUUAAGAUGUUAUUAAAGACAUAUGGUGAGAAUGAUCAUACCCACUUUAGUAAUGAUGACUUUGGUCCUUCUCAAGAAAAAACUCAUCAACCUAAAACGUUGCCGGCCAUCAACGGCGUGACAUGCUAUGCAAAUCCAGCCGUCACGGAGCCUAAUGGACACAUCCAUUUUGACAAUGUCAGUGUGGUGUCUCUGCAGCAUGAAAAAACGGAGUCAAGCUCAUGUACUUGUCUGAAGGGGCCCAAGCUGUCAGAAAUAGGGACAAUUGCCUGGAUGAUAACGCUCAGUGACGCCCUCCACAAUUUCAUCGACGGCCUGGCGAUUGGGGCUUCCUGCACCUUGUCUCUUCUCCAGGGACUCAGCACUUCCAUAGCAAUCCUGUGCGAGGAGUUUCCGCACGAGCUGGGGGACUUCGUGAUCCUACUCAAUGCAGGAAUGAGCACUCGACAAGCCUUGUUAUUCAACUUCCUGUCCGCGUGUUCCUGCUACGUUGGGCUAGCUUUCGGCAUUUUGGUGGGCAACAAUUUUGCUCCAAAUAUUAUAUUUGCACUUGCUGGAGGCAUGUUUCUCUAUAUUUCUCUGGCAGAUAUGUUUCCAGAGAUGAACGAUAUGCUGAGAGAAAAGGUAACUGGAAGAAAAAUCGAUUUCACCUUCUUCAUGAUUCAGAAUGUCGGCAUGUUAACUGGAUUUACAGCCAUUCUGCUCAUCACUUUGUAUGCAGGAGAAAUUGAAUUGGAUUAACAGGAAAUGGAAGGGGUUGUUAGUGAAGGCAUUUAAUAAAUAAAAACAUCUCCAAAAGGAUUUUAAGCUGAUCCUGUUUAGGUAAAAGAUAAUUUUUUUGACUGUAAGUUGAGGAGACUUGUUAUUACUUUCAGAUCUGUGAAACUGUCCAAUAUUUGUUAUUAAAAAUGUUUCAAAAGGUUAUCAGUUCCAGUCUGAAAAGACUUGUAUACAAGAUCUUCGGUAAAUAUCCACUUUUUCAUAUAUUGUACAUAUUAGAAAAUCACCACAAAGCAAGAAGCAUGCAGUCUGUAAUCACUUAGACCUCAAAACCCAGAAAAAAAUACAAGCUAGGUUUCAUAAGCUUUCAAACCUCUAUGGUAGGAUCAGAAGUUCAAGUGGUUUCAGAGUGGUUUUCUUUUAAUUAAUUUGUUCCAGUCCUUUCAUGAGCAAGGACAUCAAGAUGCAGAAGAGAAUCCAAAUGUAUCCAACACAGAUACAAAUGAUUCCAAGGCCUUACUGAACCCAAGAAAGAAAGUGCUGACAGCUUUUGUCCUUUUAUAUUUUAUUUAGGUGUUUAUAGGAUUGUUUUGAAAACCAUUCAAUACAAAGUAUGAAAUCAUUCAAGCUUUACUAGGCCUCGUAUGGUUAUUCUUUAUUUGAUACUCUAUCUCUAAGUGUAAACUCUACAGAUUUCACAAAAGGCGGGACUUGCUUUUCAGGAUGCAGGCUGUGGGCACAUCAGGCAAAGGGCAGGUCGGGAUGCAUGGCCGGUGACUGAGAACUCAGGUUCCGUGUACACCGCGUUUGCUUGGCAAAGCUGAACACUCUGUUGGUUUGUAGAAAGAAAUUGAAUGUAAUUUUACAUAAUCUUCUUUUAAAGAUGAACACAGUUAUUAGGCAAGGGAUAUUUUAAAUAAAUGCAGAACAACAGCUGGACUGCCACAUAUCAAGGACCCGUUGCCUGGAAAACAUCCAUUCCUUAGGGAAUUGAGAGUCAUUAAGAAAAGACUUCUUUGGUGUUCGGUCUGCACUUUCUCUGUGCAGUACACUUUAGGGAAAAAAUCUGCACCCCAUGGUUAUUUUUCUACCUUUUAUAAAAGAUAGAGCCUAUUUUCUCAUUUAACUGAUAUAGAAAGUUGGUCUGAGAUUGAGCAUCCGAACCUCAAUUCACACUCCCAAAUCACUUAAGGAAAGAUGAUUUGACAGUGAAUAAAAGGAUUUGUAAAAGCCAAUAAUGAUCUCAGGAAUUACAUUUUCCACAGAGUAUAAAAUGGUGUCAUGUAGCCAUAAUGCAGAUCUGAUGAAUAUUUAACAUGUAUAUGAAUGUGCAUUUCAUUUUAUGACUGACAAUUAAAAAAUUAUUGUUUGACCAAAUAGUAAAUACCUUUGAAACCACAGAUUGUGUCAUUCAUUAUUGAUUUUAAGUAUGUGUCUUGAGUGACUUCCAUAUACUUGCUAUUAUGGGAGAGAGAGAUAAAUAAGAAAUUGGUGAUGUGUUUCUUUCAAGGAUAUUCAGCAAAUAAAAACUAUAAAGACUAAUAAUUGUUCAUUCAAACCAGUAAGCACAUGAUCUAUUUGUAUCAUGUCAUCUGUUUAUACAAUUUUAAGAAAUAACCUCCGCCUUUUUGAAGCACAGACGGUAUACCUGGGUUAGGAAACUGCUCACAACACGACAUUCGGACAAACUCUCAUUGGCACAGAUCGCCGCGCACAUGCAGUGUUUGGGCUCCGGGUCGCUUUCUCCCGCCCCGGCCGCCUUCCGGCCGCCCUCUUCAGCUGUGAGUUGAACACAGGCAAUACGGCACCAAGGCUCAGAAACGAAAGAGAAAAUUGCUGCAUAUUGGAGACUAUGGUUGCGUGAUUGGAAAUGGAAAUGGACGUGGCAAGCCAUGAUUACACUUAUAUUAUCCUAGAUAACUAUUUGGCAAAGUAUAACUCUACCAGUCAACAUGUCUUAUACUGAAGCCUUUAUUGUACCAAUUGAACAUUCUCUAUCUUUUAGACUUUAAAUAUGCUAUGACAAAACCCCAAAAUGAUUCUAAGGCAUUAUAUAUUGGGUUAUA
Artibeus jamaicensis (Jamaican fruit-eating bat) is the source of this 3955-nucleotide messenger RNA. RefSeq names its product solute carrier family 39 member 8 (gene SLC39A8). The transcript has 9 exons. The coding region runs from base 525 to 1910 and encodes 461 amino acids. The record is from RefSeq and is a predicted model, not a curated record. Gene Ontology annotation, cellular component: membrane. Gene Ontology annotation, molecular function: zinc ion transmembrane transporter activity. NCBI's taxonomy places the organism in Eukaryota, Metazoa, Chordata, Mammalia, Chiroptera, Phyllostomidae. Gene Ontology annotation, biological process: zinc ion import across plasma membrane; intracellular zinc ion homeostasis.